Papilio machaon (common yellow swallowtail) is the source of this 1837-nucleotide messenger RNA. It is a transcript of the gene P58IPK, whose product is annotated as dnaJ homolog subfamily C member 3. Lineage: Eukaryota; Metazoa; Arthropoda; Insecta; Lepidoptera; Papilionidae. Gene Ontology annotation, biological process: protein folding in endoplasmic reticulum. The record is from RefSeq and is a predicted model, not a curated record. The transcript is spliced from 11 exons. Gene Ontology annotation, molecular function: misfolded protein binding; protein-folding chaperone binding. The coding region runs from base 109 to 1584 and encodes 491 amino acids. Gene Ontology annotation, cellular component: endoplasmic reticulum.
GAGACGAAGGAAAGAUGGAUUGUAGCACUGUCAAAUAAUUAGUUUAUUAGUUUAUAUUGCAACUGAUUUGGUUUAAUUUGUGAUAAGCAGUGAUCUAAUUAAAUUAUAAUGGACUACUUAUUAAAUGUAAACUGGAACAAAAUAACUCCUUGCCUUGUAUUAUUAGUGCUAGAAGUAGUUUUAGAUUUUUCAGAAUGCGCUUCGCAAGCUGAGGUCAAUAAGCACCUGGAGCUGGGGAGAGAUUUCUUGGCUCGUGGUCAGCUCUCAGACGCUCUGACACAUUAUCAUGCGGCUGUCGAGGGCGACCCAAACAACUACCUCACAUAUUUUAAAAGAGGCACAGUUUAUUAUGCAUUGGGUAAAGCUAAAUUUGCUCUUCAAGACUUUACUAAGGUUUUGGAGCUGAAGCCAGAUUUUACGUCGGCUCGGUUACACAGAGCCAAUGUAUAUGUUAAGUUAGCAAAGUAUUAUGAUGCUAAGGAGGAUUAUUUACAAGUUACAUAUAGUGAGCCAUACAAUGAAGAAGCGGUGAACCAGUACCAUGCCAUGGAUGGGCUGGCGGAGGACUUGCGGCUGGCGGAGGCGUACUACCGCGGCGGGGACAUGCGUGCGACCGCCGACCUCGCCACCAGGCUGCUGGAGCUCUCCCCCUGGGCCGCUCAACUCAGGCAGCUCCGGGCAGAGUGCUAUAUCGCAAUGAACGACUUGUUUUCAGCAGUGUCGGACAUCAGGUCAGUGAACCGCUUGCAGCAGGACAGUACUGACGGGUACUAUCGCCUCGCCACGCUGCUCUACCAGCUGGGACAUGUCAGCGAUGCACUCAAGGAGGUCCGCGAGUGUCUGAAGCUGGAUCCGGAGCACAAGAAGUGCUUCCCGUUCUACAAGAAGGUGCGGCAAGUGGACAAGCUGGUAUCGGGGUGCGAGGAGGCGAGCGAGGCGCGCCAGUACUCGCGCUGCAUCGACAACGCCAACAAGUUGCUCAACAUUGAACAGGAGGUUACACUUGUCGUCUUCGAGGCCAACCGGUGGCUCUGCCACUGCUACUCCAAGGACGAGCAGUACACGGAGGCAGUGGCUGCAUGCGGGGCCGCGCUGGCGCUGCAGAAGGAGGCGCGGGUGUUGUGCGACCGCGCUGAUGCACUGCUCGGUCUUGAGAUGUACGAUGAUGCGAUCCAGUCAUACAAGCAGGCGUUGGAGCUGGAGGAGGGUCUGCAGCGUGCCAAGGAUGGCCUCAGCCGUGCACAGAAGCUGCAGAAGCAGUCAGAACAGCGAGAUUACUACAAGAUAUUGGGUGUUAAGAGAUCAGCGAGUAAACAAGAGAUAAUAAAGGCGUAUCGCAAAGCUGCACAGAAAUGGCAUCCAGACAACUACCACGGUGAUGAUAAGAAGAUUGCUGAGAAGAAAUUCAUUGAUGUCGCAGCAGCCAAAGAGGUGUUGACGGACCCUGAGAAGCGAGCGCAGUUUGAUGCGGGCUCAGAUCCGCUGGAUCCUGAAUCCCAGAGACAACAGAACUUCCAGCACGGCAGUCCCUUCCACCACUUCCAGCACGGCAGCCCCUUCCAAUUCAAGUUCCACUUCAACUGAUCACCUUCCAUGUAGAGUUCCAUUUAGACUGAGUCGUUAAUAACAAAUUAUUUGAGAUUCAUUUCAAAUGAGUUCCAUUCGAGUUCAAGUUUCAUUUCAAAUGAGUUCAUUAUAGUUCAAAUUUAAUUUACAGUUCAACUUAAUACAAUUUUUAAACAGUUAUUAAUGUAGCAAUAACUUAUAUGAUGGAUAUAAAUCUAUGGAUCCUAUGUAUUAAGGGCAGAGUAACAAAUUUAUUAUUUUUUACUUUUUU